Messenger RNA from Ornithorhynchus anatinus (platypus), 1254 nucleotides. RefSeq names its product peroxisomal biogenesis factor 2 (gene PEX2). Gene Ontology annotation, molecular function: zinc ion binding. NCBI's taxonomy places the organism in Eukaryota, Metazoa, Chordata, Mammalia, Monotremata, Ornithorhynchidae. The transcript is spliced from 2 exons. Bases 23 to 1129 code for a protein of 368 amino acids. The record is from RefSeq and is a predicted model, not a curated record. Gene Ontology annotation, cellular component: peroxisomal membrane. Gene Ontology annotation, biological process: protein import into peroxisome matrix.
CGGAAGUGGCGAUGGCGGCGAGAUGGCGGCAAGAUGGCGGCCGCCGCCUGAGGAGACGCAGCGGCCGCUGAGGGAGGCCGGCGGGGCGUCGGUAAGGGGGCGCGGGGACCACCGUCUGCUGCCCCUGCUGCUGCCCUUUGACCCCAGCUUCGCCUCUGACCCCGCCAUCUUCACCUCGGGGGGGGGGGGGGACAGUCCGACCGCCAGAGGCCGCCGGGGCGCAGCCAUGGGUCCUGAGGCGGAGCGGGCGGGGAGCGCCCAGCCGGCGCUCCGCGUGAGCCAGCUGGACGCCCUGGAGCUGGACCGGGCCCUGGAGCGGCUGAUCUGCUCGCAGCUGGCCCAGUGCUUCCACGGCUUCCGGCCCGGCCUCCUGGCCCGCUUCGAGACGGAGCUGAAGGCCCUCGUGGGGCUCCUCCUGUGGCGCUUCGGCGUCUGCUCGCGGGACGCCACGGCGGGCCAGGCCCUCCUGGGCAUCCGCUACGACGGCGGCGGCGGCCCCCCGGGCCGGCGCCGGAAGCUGGGCUUCGCCGCCGGCGCCGUGGGCGGCCCCUGGCUGGAGGCCCGCGCCUUCGACCUGUGCCGCGCCCGCCGGCCGGCGCCCCCGGCCCGCCUCGGGCGCUGGGCCGCCCGGGCCGCGGGGCUGCUGAAGCUGGCCGGCCUGGUCAACUUCCUCCUCUUCCUCCGCGGCGGGCGCUUCGCCACGCUGACCGAGCGCCUGCUGGGGCUGCGCUGCGUCUCCGCCCGCCCCCGGGGCGCCCGCCAGCCGGGCUUCGACUACGUGAACCGGGAGCUGCUGUGGCACGGCUUCGCCGAGUUCCUCAUCUUCCUCCUGCCGCUCGUCGACGUCCGGAAGCUGAAGGCCCGGCUCCGGGCGUGGCGCCUCCCCGCGGCCGGGGGGGCCCCCGGGCCCGACGCCCCGGCCCCCCGCGCCGCCCGGGCCUGCGCCCUGUGCGGCCAGUGGCCCACCCUGCCCCACACCGUCGGCUGCCCGCACGUCUUCUGCUACUACUGCGUCAAGACCGGCUGCCUGACGGACGCCCGCUUCUCCUGCCCCGCCUGCGGGGCGGAGGCCCGCGGCCCGCAGCCCCUCCGCGCCGCCGUCGAGAUGGAGGAGGUCGCCGGUCCCUAGAGGCCGGACGCCCGCCGGCCGGACGCCCGCCCCGCGGCCGCCGACCCGCCCGCUCGAGGGGGCUCGGUCCCCGGGCCGCCGGCCCCCCGCGGCGGCGGGAAUAAAAUCGCCGACUGCGGCCCCGA